This is a messenger RNA of Chrysoperla carnea, 1804 nucleotides long. RefSeq names its product facilitated trehalose transporter Tret1-2 homolog. The transcript is spliced from 11 exons. NCBI's taxonomy places the organism in Eukaryota, Metazoa, Arthropoda, Insecta, Neuroptera, Chrysopidae. Gene Ontology annotation, molecular function: transmembrane transporter activity. Gene Ontology annotation, biological process: transmembrane transport. The coding region runs from base 103 to 1761 and encodes 552 amino acids. The record is from RefSeq and is a predicted model, not a curated record. Gene Ontology annotation, cellular component: membrane.
CAGUUGCUAAAUUUCCUUUAAACACAAUUCAUCGGAAUUGAAAUUAUUAUCUAAUAUUUAUUUGAAAAAUUCGAUUAGUGCUUCGGAUUUCGUUGUGCCAAUAUGGAAUCAAUACUUGCCAGCGCUCUCAACCUUCAUGAGAGCCAACGUAUGGCCCCUGAUGAAAAUCAAAAAGGGGAUCAUCAAACAUUCACUGAAAUGAUUGUCAGCUGUCGAUCGUUAAGUUAUUAUGAAGGCACCUCAAUAAAGACAGCAUUUCCUCAAAUUUUAGCUAGUGUAUUUGCGGCAAGUUAUCACAUUGCUGUUGGUAUUGCUUUAGCGUACUCAGCAAUUUUAAUUCCACAAUUAGAAGAUCCAGCAUCUGAUAUAAAAGUUACACAAUCACAAAGCUCAUGGCUUGCUAGUGUAAUAGUGGUAGUAGUUCCAGUUGGAUCGAUAAUUGCUGGAUUAAUAAUGGAACGAUUUGGCCGUUUAAAUACAAUUAAAAUAGCAGCAGUGCCAUCUGUAUGUGGAUGGAUUUUAAUUGCAAUGUCCACAGAUUUUUACACUCUUUUAUUGGGCCGAUUACUUACUGGUUUAGCUUCAGCAUUGGGGUCAUCGCCAGCAAUUGUUUAUAUAACAGAAGUUGCUCGACCAGACAUGCGAGGUUCUCUAAUUUCCGCUUGUCCCACAUUGGCUUCAUUAGGGAUGGUUCUUGCGUAUUGCAAAGGAUGGUACUUAAAUUGGAGAUUAGUAGCAUGGUUAAGUAAUGUAUAUGUACUUGUGCCUGCGGUGUUAGUGUACUUAAUUCCAGAUUCACCUGUUUGGCUGGUAUCGCGUGGUCGUAUUGACGAUGCUAAAAGAUCAUUAGACUGGUUGAAUCGAUUACAACCACAACCUGAAAGAAAGACUGAAACGCUUAGUGAGAUGCAAAUGCAAGUAUUAUUAAAAGAACGUGAAAUAAAAUUAGCUGAAAAACGUAAUUCAUCCCGUGGUGGUUCACCAUUUUAUAAACUACGUGAAUUUUUAAAACCAACUGGAUAUAAACCAUUGAUCAUAUUAUUUUUCUUAUUUUUCUUCCAACAAUAUAGUGGAAUUUAUAUUACAUUAUUCUACGCCGUCACAUUCUUCCAGGAAUCUGGAAGUCAAUUUAAUCCAUAUUUAGCAUCAAUUUUAAUUGGUGUCGUCCGAUUAUUAAUGUCUAUGGUAAACACAUUAUUGUUAAAACGUUUCCAUCGACGGCCAUGUGUAAUGAUUUCGGCUGUGAGUAUGGCAAUAUGUAUGACUGUUUCAGGGUACUUUACGUAUCGUAUUAAACAAGGUGACACUGGAUACAGUUGGAUGCCAGUUAUAUGUCUGUUGCUGUAUGUUUGUUCCAGUAUGAUAGGAUUCUUAACAAUACCAUGGACAAUGACUGCUGAAUUGUUCCCAACAGAAAUCCGUGGUUUAGCUCAUAGUGUAUCUUAUAGUAUGGCUAAUUUAUUAAUGUUUGCGGCAGUACAAAGUUAUCGUGACUUAAAUACGAUAUUAGGUGGAUCUCAUGGCGUACAAUGGUUUUUCGCAGUGAUUAGUAUAUUAGGCGCAAUAUAUGCAUUUAUAUUUUUACCAGAAACUCAGGGAAAGAAAUUAUCUGAUAUACAGAAAUAUUUCUUACAUAAUACUAUUUAUUUUGGUUCAAAAAAUACACCUUCACAUACAACGAAAAAACAAGUACCACGUGUACCAGUUAAAACGGAUGUAGAAAAAGGACAAACUGCACGAUUAGUUACUAAUGUUGAAUAGAAACAAAUUAUUAAUUAGUUUAAUUAAAUCAAAUUUACACUUA